AUGGCUUUCUUCAUUACUUUGUCCCUGUGUAGUGUUCUUGUGGUAGGCAUGGGUGAAAGUGGGACUGGGAGUGAGGAAGGAGUUGAGACGGAAUGUAAACCUGGCCUGCCUCCCCCUUGCCCCUCCAUAUCUCCCAGUGCCCAGCCCUGGACACACCCUGGCCAGAGCGAGCUGUUUGCCGACCUGAGCCCAGAGGAGCUGACGGCCGUGAUGAGCUUUCUGGCCCAGCAGCUGGGGCCCGGCCUGGUGGAUGCAGCCCAGGCCCGCCCCUCGGACAACUGCAUCUUCUCGGUGGAGCUGCAGCUGCCCCCCAAGGCUGCAGCCCUGGCCCACCUGGACAGGGGGAGUCCCCCACCUGCCCGGGAAGCACUGGCCAUCGUCUUCUUUGGUGGACAACCCCAGCCCAACGUGAGUGAGCUGGUGGUGGGACCGCUGCCGCACCCCUCCUACAUGCGAGAUGUGACAGUGGAGCAUCACGGGGGUCCCCUGCCCUAUCACCGACGCCCUGUGUUGAUCCGAGAGUACCUGGACAUAGACCAGAUGAUCUUCAACAGAGAGCUGCCCCAGGCUGCUGGUGUCCUCCACCACUGUUGCUUCUACAAACACCAAGGACGGAACCUGGUGACGAUGAACACAGCCCCCCGUGGUUUGCAAUCAGGAGAUCGGGCCACCUGGUUUGGCCUCUACUACAACAUCUCAGGGGCUGGGUUUUACCUGCACCCCGUGGGGUUGGAGCUGCUGGUAGACCACAAGGCUCUGGACCCUGUGCACUGGACCAUCCAGAAGGUGUUCUUUCAAGGCCGCUACUAUGAGAGUCUGGCCCAGCUGGAGGACAAGUUUGAGGCUGGCCUGGUGAAUGUGGUGGUGAUCCCAGACAAUGGCACAGGUGGGUCCUGGUCCCUGAAGUCCCAGGUGCCCCCAGGUCCAGCUCCCCCUCUGCAAGUCCAUCCCCAGGGUCCCCGAUUCAGUGUCCAGGGGACCCGAGUGGCCUCCUCAUUGUGGACUUUCUCCUUUGGCCUGGGAGCUUUCAGCGGCCCAAGGAUCUUUGACAUCCGCUUCCAAGGGAAGAGAGUAGCCUAUGAACUCAGCGUCCAGGAGGCCUUGACUGUCUAUGGUGGCAAUUCUCCUUCUUCUCUGCGAAGCCAGUACAUAGAUGGUGGCUUUGGCUUGGGCCACUUCUCUUCACCUCUGACGCGUGGGGUGGACUGCCCCUACCUGGCCACCUACGUGGACUGGCACUUCCUUUUGGAGUCCCAAGCCCCCAAGACAAUACAUGAUGCCUUUUGUGUGUUUGAACAGAACCAGGGCCUCCCCUUGAGGCGACACCACUCAGACAUCCACUCUCAUUAUUUUGGGGGCCUUGCAGAGACAGUGCUGGUUGUCAGAUCUGUGUCCACCAUGCUCAACUAUGAUUAUGUGUGGGAUAUGGUCUUCCACCCCAAUGGGGCCAUAGAAGUCAAAUUCCAUGCCACGGGCUAUAUCAGCUCAGCGUUCCUCUUUGGUGCUGCCCGAAGGUUCGGGAACCAGGUUAAGGAGCACACACUGGGCACUGUCCACACCCACAGCGCCCACUUCAAGGUGGAUCUGGAUGUAGGAGGACUGGAGAACUGGGUCUGGGCUGAGGACACGGCCUUUGUCCCCACCGCGGUACCCUGGAGCCCUGAGCACCAGAUACAGAGGAUGCAGGUGACCCGGAAGCUGCUGGAGACAGAGGAGCAGGCCGCCUUCCCCCUGGGAGGCACCCACCCUCGCUACCUGUACCUGGCCAGUAACCACAGCAACAAGUGGGGUCACCCGAGGGGCUACCGCAUCCAGACGCUCAGCUUUGCUGGGGAGCCGUUGCCCCAGAGCAGCUCCAUGGAGAGAGCCUUGAGCUGGGGGAGGUACCAGUUGGCCGUGACCCAGCGGAAGGAGGGGGAGCCCAGCAGCACCAGCAUCUACAAUUUGAAUGACCCUUGGACACCCACUGUGGACUUCACUGACUUCAUCAACAAUGAGACGGUGGCAGGGCAGGACUUGGUGGCCUGGGUGACAGCUGGUUUCCUGCACAUCCCACAUGCAGAGGACAUUCCCAACACGGUGACUGUGGGGAACGGUGUGGGCUUCUUCCUCCGACCCUACAACUUCUUUGACCAAGACCCCUCCUUCGAUUCUGCUGACUCCAUCUACUUCCACGAGGACCAGGAUGCUGGGUCCUGUGAGGUCAACCCCCUAGCUUGCCUCUCCCAGAUUGCUGCCUGUGCCCCCGACCUCCCUGCCUUCUCCCAUGGAGGCUUCUCUCACAACUAGGUGGUCCCUGGGAUGGGGAAUGU
Molecule: messenger RNA, 2312 nt
Organism: Diceros bicornis minor
Lineage: Eukaryota; Metazoa; Chordata; Mammalia; Perissodactyla; Rhinocerotidae
Product: membrane primary amine oxidase-like
Exons: 4
Coding region: 1-2289 (762 amino acids)
Biological process (GO): response to antibiotic; amine metabolic process
Cellular component (GO): early endosome; plasma membrane; Golgi apparatus
Molecular function (GO): copper ion binding; primary methylamine oxidase activity; quinone binding
Source: RefSeq, a predicted model, not a curated record